AUGAAACCCGCUCGAGAUUUGACACGGACGGUGUUUCGGCUACGCAACCUUCCCAGCCGUAUUUGCAGCCCGAACGAGGUUGCCGACCUGCUCAGCGCCGCCUUGCAUUUGUCUGCACACCAAGUCAUCGUCUACUCAAUCGCAAAGACCUUGAAUAAAUGGGAGAAGCAGCCAUCCAGAGUUGCUACUCUCCAGUUGAAGGCAGUACCGACAUGCCUUCAGAAUGCAAUGGACGACGAUGAGUGGGUUAUCGUCUUGCAGGGAGGUCACCCGCCGUGGGAUGUCCUGAUUCUCGAUACUCACUUCCGGGGCAUGACAGCCCUCACUGAUGUCGACCCGGCAAGGCACCGUGCUGACUGCAUCGCCGUCUCGGGAUUGGCCAGCCACCCUUUUGGCUCAUGGCAACCGCGAGGUCACGACAAGACUUUCAUGUGGGUACGGGAUGCCAUCCCGGCCUCGAUACCAGGACUCCGGACAAUCAUUUACGGUUACGAUUCGAGCCUUCUCGAGAGCUCCUCGUUCCAAUCCAUCUCGGACCUGGCGCAGAGCCUGAUACUCCAUCUCAAGUCUGGAGGCUGGAACCUUCCCUCGUCAAAACCCAUUGUUUUUCUCGCGCACAGCCUGGGUGGAUUAGUCCUUAAAGAGGCUAUUGUGCAAGCGGCCAGCGGCGAAAAAAAUAUCACCAAUAUUCUUGAUAACGUUCUGGGCGCCAUCAUGUUCGGUGUCCCAAGCCUGGGCAUGGAGCAAUCCCAUUUGAUGGCCAUGGUGGAGGGACAGCCGAAUGAAUUCCUGGUACAGGAUCUAUCGCGGGAGGGCGGUAGUAAUUACGUGCGGCAGUUGCAUGCGCAGUUCGAAGGGCUAUCGUUUCUCAGGAAAGCGUACAUUCUCUGGGCAUACGAAACGAAAGUGUCAUCAACCGUCGUGCGACGUUCUGAUGGAACCUGGGCCAGGACGGGCCGUCCUACCGUUCUUGUGAACCCCGAGUCGGCAACGAGUCACAACUACCGAACCAACAAGUCGUUGACAAUUCCCAUCAACGAGGACCAUUCAAAUAUGGUCAAAUUUCCCCGGGACGAUGCAAACUUGAGGCUCAUCUUGCAUUCACUUUCCGAAAUUUGCUCUCCGAAUCGGCCUGUUGAGCCUGUUGGCAACGGGAGCGACAACGAAAUUGGACGGCGUGAUACAUUAGGCACAGUACCUGUUUCAAUCAGCGAUAGCACACAAAAGGAUUGGCUACCGAUCGGUUCCUCCAUGUCAUGCGAAGGCGAGGAUGCUUUAACAAAACUUGGCCAGCUUUUCGCGUCAAUGACAGAUCUACACAGGGAGCUGCAUACCCCCGAGCUAGACUUCCGCAUCGAUCAGAUUGAUGACCCGUUUGAAAACACGUUCAAAUGGGUCUUUGAUGUGCCUUCGUUCUCCGGCUGGCUGCAGGAAGGAUCGGAGCUGUUUUGGAUCAACGGCAAGCCAGGUUCUGGGAAAUCGACCAUCAUGAAGCUAAUCUAUAAAAGUAAGGAGACGUGGGAGCUUCUGCACAAUUGGAAUACUGGCUCCCUUGAGGUGAAGGCUGGCUUCUUCUUCCACUACCGCGGCAGUGCUAUCCAAAAGUCCUUCGAGGGUGUUUUGCGAAGCCUCAUCCUCCAACUCCUUGCACCAUACCGCAACAUGUACCGGAAGAACCAUGAGCAAACCUGGGAGGAGUACCAAGCGCUCAAAAGUGCGCAACGAAAGAUAGACCAGCAAAUGUACGGCAUUCGGGCAAGCCUUGAAUCCACCCGCAGAGAGAUCGAGAACAUACGGGAAGAAAUUGGAAUUCUAUCCCAGCGCGGUGACGAGCUGUCCGAUGUACAGCGCGCAGCCAAUCUGGACAAGUGCCGUAGGAGACUACCACUCCUUCAGUCUCGACACACCGAGCUCUCUAGACGACUGGCGGAAAUGACGCCACAGUGGAUGACCGAGUUGGCCUCGCUUAGGACCUCUAUAACGUCUGUCGCUACUCGCUUCAAGCCGUACAGCACCCAGCCAAUGACCAAGUUCCUUACUAAGGCCAUGGCCGAGUUUCACGAUGAAAGAGAUGGACUAAUUCCUAGGCUCGAGAGAGUCCUCCGGAUCCUUCUCGACCAGAAUGCAACUAGGACGGACCUGAUUCUUUUCUUCGACGCACUCGAUGAGUUUGACGGUCAUCUUGACUUGAUCAGUCGCUUUCUUAAGGGUCUAAUCCAGCGCUCCCCUUCGUCAAUGACGGCUGUGAAAAUCUGCUUCUCGAGUCGCCCUUGGGAGCCGCUUAGGAAGCAAUUUUCUUCGUAUCCAGGGUUUGCUCUACAGGACUAUACCAGAAAUGAUAUGGAGGAGUUUGCAGCGGGCUCCAUAACCAAAUCGGAUACCACGAACCCUUAUAUUACCCAGCUAAUACCGGGUAUCAUCGCUCGGGCGAAUGGUGUUUUCCUAUGGGUCAAGCUUGCCCUGAAAGUCCUUUUUGAGACAGUCAUGUACAGCCCAAACGCUGUUUCGCCCGAGCUGCUGGAGUCCAAGCUACUAGGGCUCCCCGAUGAUCUCUUUGAGUUUUACGAGCUCAUCAUCUACCGGAUUAGCAGGAGCAACCGGCGACGAACAUUUGCCUUGCUCGAGCUCCUCAUCCGCCACAGCGGUCCUCCGGUUACCGCUAUUCAGAUCCGAGACGCUGUACUGGUAUCGAGUUGCAAUUCUUAUCAAGAGGCCAUGGACGCACUGCGCCAAGGACACCCAGAAAGUGGAAAUGGAUCACUACCUCUACCAAACCUCUCUUACCCCAGCGAUAGCGAGAAACAAGCACGAAAAGACAUUGCGGCUUGGGGUGGAGGGCUGGUCGAGAUCAAGAGACAGGAUAACAUUGACCGGCCCCAGCUAAUGCACCAAACGGUCCUUGAGUUUACCACGAACCUCACGUUCAAGCGAAUUGUAGUGGGGGAUCUUGCAUGCCUCGUCAAUGAAAACGGGCAUUCAUUCCAUCUCAAGUACUGGAGCUUGAGUAAGAGAUGGGCGCGGGACAACUUCAUGGCGAUCGGAGGAAUGCAGAAUAACCAUGACCGCGCUCCCAGGCACCAGGCUUACCACUCCCAAGACGAAGAAUUACAGCAUCUCGCCUACCACGCCGAGCAGUCAGAGCUUACCACUGGCAUGAGCCAUUUCGACUAUCUCUACAGCAUACCCUUUCUCGAUCCUUACGGGCUGGAAGAGAGCUGGAACCGGGACGAGGUGUUUGUGUUUCUCGUCGCCUCAUGUGGGCUGACAUUGUGCCUUCGAGACUGGCUGGCCCGGAUCGCGCCUGACGGGUUUACUACCAUGAACAAGCCCCUGCUGACGAGCUUCCCCUUACUUCAAGCACUGGUGUUCGCCCCCCCUUGGGGCGUGUUUUUCGAGAGAUAUAUGACGACCAUCCGCCUCCUCCUCGAGAAUGGCUACCCGGUGAAUGACGAGCACAACUUCCUCACGCUGCUGUACAAGGAAACCUGGCGGAACAGACAGCAUACCUACCCGAAAAGGAUCUCUGACUCGACUCUGCUCAAACUGGCCACGCUUGCUCUUGAAGCUGGAGCCAGUGCAAACCUUCUCCUGGGCCUUUUCGGCGAGGACAGUCGCUUUGUGUGCAACGCCUGGCCACUGCACAUUGUGCCGCCUUCCCUCGCCUCGGAGAUGAUACGCCACGGCGCGAACCCCAACGCCCUUGAUGAUGCAAACCGGACUCCUUUGGAUUGGGUCGUCUCUUUCCCCAGUAAUGGAUUGAAUAAGCCUGUGGAUUGGGAUGGCGUCGGGCGCUAUGAGAUGUGCCAAAUUCUCGUCAAGGCGGGAGGCACCCCGUCACAAUCGACUUUAGAAUCGAAAGCCUGGGCAGACAUGCUCGCCGAGUUCGAGAAGGAGGGCUACGAUACACAAAUGAUUCGGCAGCGCGUUCAGCCUCCCGGCCCGGUUGAGCCUGUGGGGGGUUUACUAGUUGAGCCGCCUGUUCCUGGACCUAUUGAAGAAGACUGUGCAGACGAAGAAGAACUGGAAACGAGGGGUGGCGCGGCGGAAUCAGGAGGUAGAUUGGAGGAAGGAAAAAGAAGGAAAUCCCGUCGUCACAGAGAAUUUUCUCUGUGGUGUUUUAGGUAG
Molecule: messenger RNA, 4125 nt
Organism: Chaetomium globosum CBS 148.51
Lineage: Eukaryota; Fungi; Ascomycota; Sordariomycetes; Sordariales; Chaetomiaceae
Exons: 4
Coding region: 1-4125 (1374 amino acids)
Source: RefSeq, a predicted model, not a curated record